Molecule: messenger RNA, 748 nt
Organism: Leptidea sinapis
Lineage: Eukaryota; Metazoa; Arthropoda; Insecta; Lepidoptera; Pieridae
Product: putative defense protein Hdd11-like
Exons: 5
Coding region: 141-641 (166 amino acids)
Molecular function (GO): oxidoreductase activity, acting on metal ions
Source: RefSeq, a predicted model, not a curated record
AGGAUAAAUAUUGUUUUGCUUCUGUGCCGACAUGUACGAGCAGAGCAGUAUAUAAACGUUAAUCAAAAGUUCUGAGGAGACAUUUCACUUACAUCGAAGCUGUUGUUGUGUGCAUUGACUCAAAAGAAAAUAUUAUCAAGAUGAUGUUCAAGUAUAUUUGCAUCGCCCUUGCACUAGCGUUGGGUUCCGAAGCCUACCCUUGGGGCGCUCCUACCAGUGCUUGCAAAGACAUGAUACCGAGACACAACACCGAACCACAGGAGAUGCCCGCGCCUUACGUAGUUACUACAAGCUCCAAGGUUGUGAAAGCGGGUGAGCAGAUUCAAGUAACAGUCAGUGGCAUGUCACCGUCAGACACCGUGAAAGGUCUCAUGAUGCAAGCAAGAGCUGGUGAAAAGCCUGUGGGAACCUUCAACAUCGAAGAUAGCAAUCCUGUGGUGCAACUUAUGAAAUGUGAGAACGAUGGAGACACAGUGACACACAAGAGGCACGACGCGGAGGAAGACAAACAGUCAAUUACUCUAACGUGGACGGCUCCCGAAGACUUCGACGAUGUUGUCAAAUUCAGGGCCACCAUUGUACUGACUGUCUCGAAAUUCUGGGUUGGAGUUGAAUCAGCGGCAGUCAAAGUUACCCCUUAAAAAGUAAAAACCGUUCCUAUCUAUUAUACUUUUUUCGAUCUUAGAUUGUGUAGCAAAGCUAUGAAGGCUCUAGUUAUGAGACAUUCAAUAAACUAUGUUAUAUAAAA